AUGUCACCAGGUGUAUUAUCAAUGGAUCCAUCGGUUCAUCAAACAUUAAGACGUAAACAAAGACGAUUAGCUCGAGAAAAUCCAGGAGUUCUUGUUGCCGUUGCAAAAGGUGCUAAUCAAGCGAUAUUAGAAUGUCAAUAUCAAUUCAGAGAUAGAAGAUGGAAUUGUUCGACGAGGAAUUUUUUAAGAGGGAAAAAUCUUUUUGGAAAAAUCGUCGAUAGAGGAUGUCGAGAAACGGCAUUCAUAUAUGCAAUAACAAGCGCGGCAGUUACACACGCUGUCGCGAGAGCCUGCAGCGAAGGUGCCAUAAAAUCAUGUACUUGCGAUUACAGUCAUCAGGGUCGAGGACCGUUACCGACAAGGAUAGCACAUCAUCAAGCUCGAGGUCCUACGAAUACUCUGCCGGGAGUUAGGGAUUGGGAAUGGGGAGGUUGUUCCGAUAACAUAGGAUUCGGUUUUAAAUUUUCUAGAGCGUUUGUAGACACCGGAGAAAAGGGAAGAAAUUUAAGAGAGAAGAUGAAUCUUCACAACAAUGAAGCUGGAAGAGUGCAUGUAUCGAUGGGCAUGAGACAAGAAUGCAAAUGUCACGGUAUGUCAGGGUCUUGUACAGUUAAAACUUGUUGGAUGAGGCUACCCACUUUUCGUGAAAUAGGAGAUAGUUUAAAAGACAGAUUCGACGGAGCAUCAAGAGUCAUGUUGAGCAAUGCCGGAAGUAUGAGAUCAUUGAAUUCCGGUAGGAAAAAACGUAACAAAUACAAUUUACAAUUGAAACCCUACGAUCCGGAUCACAAACCGCCGGGCACGAAAGAUUUGGUUUAUUUGGAUCCCUCACCUGAUUUUUGCGAAAGGAAUCCCAAAUUGGGGAUACAGGGAACUCACGGUCGUCAGUGUAACGAUACGAGCAUAGGAGUCGAUGGAUGCGAUUUAAUGUGUUGCGGUAGGGGUCACAAAACCCAAGAAAUGAUGGUCACCGAAAGGUGUAGAUGUACUUUUCAUUGGUGUUGCGAAGUGAAGUGUGAUUACUGCAGGACAAAGAAAACCGUUCAUACAUGUUUGUAA
This is a messenger RNA of Pediculus humanus corporis (human body louse), 1059 nucleotides long. Its product is annotated as protein wingless precursor, putative. Gene Ontology annotation, biological process: neuron differentiation; canonical Wnt signaling pathway; cell fate commitment. Gene Ontology annotation, cellular component: extracellular region. The transcript has 3 exons. Bases 1 to 1059 code for a protein of 352 amino acids. Lineage: Eukaryota; Metazoa; Arthropoda; Insecta; Psocodea; Pediculidae. Gene Ontology annotation, molecular function: frizzled binding; cytokine activity. The record is from RefSeq and is a predicted model, not a curated record.